Ictalurus punctatus (channel catfish) is the source of this 9472-nucleotide messenger RNA. Its product is annotated as tenascin. The record is from RefSeq and is a predicted model, not a curated record. NCBI's taxonomy places the organism in Eukaryota, Metazoa, Chordata, Actinopteri, Siluriformes, Ictaluridae. Gene Ontology annotation, molecular function: protein binding. The transcript is spliced from 18 exons. Bases 319 to 7683 code for a protein of 2454 amino acids.
UCUCUCUCUCUUUCUCUCUCAUUCCCUUCUUCCCUCCUCUCACUCUUCUCGGUCAGUCCAUCAGUACUCUCUCAGACUGGACAGAAGAAGAGAGAGAGAGAGAGAGAGAGAGGUGAAGGAGUGACAGACUGAGAGCAUCCCUCUCUUCUCAGGUUCUUCAGUGGAGUUAAGAAAUAAAGCGGAUCUCUUCGGAUCUGACAAGAACCACCGUGCAAAAACUUUUCUAGGAUUUUGAGUGAAAAACAAACAGAAAAGUCUCCUGACUUCGGACAUAAACGUUACCCAAGCACCUCCUGGCAUUUCUGUUUUUAAUCAACGAUGCCCUUCCUCUUGCACCUCAUCCUCUUCCUCAUCCCAAGCCCCGCCCUGCUUUCCCACAGUGCAUCUGUUCCCGCCGAGUCACAGACAGUCAAAAUGGUGAUAUCAGAGCGGUGCGUCUCUAACCCCGACAUGGUCGAAGGUCAAGAGGUUGACCUGACACCCGGUUCUCCUCUAGUUCUGACCCACCGAAUCCGUUUGGUUCCUGGUACUGCGUCCGGUUCAUGCUGCCAGUCUGAAUUUGCGGCUCUUCGAGAGCGACUCGAGGUGCUCGAGAGGGAAGUUUCAGAGCUCAGGGAGAAAUGUGGAGGUCUGGAAGGCGGCUGCUGCACUUCACAGCAAAGUAAAGGAGCGGGCUGCACCACUGUCCGUCCACCAACAGAUGAGUGUUUGAAUGACUGCAAUGACCAGGGCCGCUGCGAGGACGGAAAGUGUGUGUGUUACCCUGGAUUUAGUGGACCUGACUGCAGUGUGCCCGACUGCCCCGGAGACUGCAGCAACAAGGGGAAGUGUGUAAAUGGCAAGUGUGUUUGUGAUCCCGGUUUCACCGGACCAAACUGCUCUGUUAGAACAUGUCCCAAAAAUUGCAGCAGCCAUGGCAGGUGUGUGAACGGAAGAUGUGUGUGCGAUGCAGGAUUCACUGGUCCAGACUGCUCAACUGCACAGUGUCCUGGAAAUUGCAACAACAAAGGAAGAUGUGUGAAUGGGAAGUGUGUGUGCAAUACCGGAUUCACAGGUUCAGACUGUUCUGAAAGGUCCUGCCCCGGAAACUGCAACAAUAAAGGCAGGUGUGUGAACGGGAAGUGUGUAUGCAAUACAGGAUUCACAGGUCCGGAUUGCUCUGAGCAGUCCUGCCCCGGAAAUUGCAAAAACAAAGGCAGGUGUGUGGACGGGAAGUGUGUGUGUGAUGAAGGAUUCACAGGUCUGGACUGUUCUGAAAGGUCCUGCCCUGGAAAUUGCAACAACAAAGGCAGGUGUGUGAACGGGAAGUGUGUGUGCAACACUGGAUUCACAGGUCCAGAUUGUUCUGAGAGGUCCUGCCCCAGAAAUUGCAACAACAAAGGAAGAUGUGUGAACGGGAAGUGUGUGUGUGAUGAAGGAUUCACAGGUCCAGACUGUUCUGAAAGGUCCUGCCCCAGAAAUUGCAACAACAAAGGAAGAUGUGUGAACGGGAAGUGUGUGUGUGAUGAAGGAUUCACAGGUCCAGACUGUUCUGAAAGGUCCUGCCCCAGAAAUUGCAACAACAAAGGAAGAUGUGUGAACGGGAAGUGUGUGUGUGAUGAAGGAUUCACAGGUCCAGACUGUUCUGAAAGGUCCUGCCCCAGAAACUGCAACAACAAAGGCAGAUGUGUGAACGGGAAGUGUGUGUGUGAUACCGGAUUCACAGGUCUGGACUGUUCUGAAAGAUCCUGCCCCGGAAAUUGCAACAACAAAGGAAGAUGUGUGAACGGGAAGUGUGUGUGUGAUACCGGAUUCACAGGUCCAGACUGUUCUGAAAGGUCCUGCCCUGGAAACUGCAACAACAAAGGCAGGUGUGUGGAUGGAAAGUGUGUGUGUGAUACCGGAUUCACAGGUCAGGAUUGUUCUGAGAGAUCCUGCCCUGGAAACUGCAACAACAAAGGCAGGUGUGUGGAUGGAAAGUGUGUUUGCAACACUGGAUUCACAGGUCCAGAUUGUUCUGAGAGAUCCUGCCCUGGAAAUUGCAACAACAAAGGCAGGUGUGUAGAUGGGAAGUGUGUGUGUGAUGAAGGAUUCACAGGUCCGGACUGUUCUGAGCGGUCCUGCCCCGGAAAUUGCAACAACAAAGGCAGGUGUGUGGAUGGAAAUUGUGUGUGCAAUACAGGAUUCACGGGUCCGGAUUGUUCUGAACGUUCCUGCCCUGGAAACUGCAACAACAAAGGCAGAUGUGUAAAUGGACAAUGUGUGUGUGAAGUUGGUUUCACCGGACAAGACUGCUCCACCAAGACCUGCCCAAAUAACUGCAGCAACAGAGGAAGAUGUGUGAAUGGCAAGUGUGUGUGUAAUCCCGGUUUUGCUAUGCCAGACUGCAGUGAGUGUAAGGACGGACUUACAGGACCUGACUGCGCAACAGCCCUCAUUGCUGUGUCUCACCUCAGUACCAGAAACAUCACUGAAUCUUCAGUUACACUCUUCUGGACUCCACCUGUAGUGCAGUACAACACGUACCGUAUCACCUUCAUCAGUGAGAAAGAAAGCGAUCAGAAGAUCACAUCCACGGUGAACGGCGGAUUCAGCACCUACACUCAGGUGGGCCUGGCUCCGGGACAGCGGUACACCGUGACCAUCACUGGGGAGAAAGAUGGCAAGAUGGGCGCCAAAACCACGACGACAUUCCAGACUUUGAUCUCUGGCCCCAAAAAUCUUCAAGUCGUCAAGACAAGCACAACAUCUGUCAUCGUCCAAUGGGAGGAAGCACAGGGAGACAUUGACAGAUACACCCUCUCCAUUUCCCCAAAUCAGACAGAUGGAUCUGGCAAGGGGAGCCAAGAGAUGAGGUUACCACCUGGGAGAGACUCUGCCCAAAUCGAUGGCCUGGAGCCUGGUCGUUUGUAUGACAUUUCUCUAGUUGCAGAAAGAGGUGGCACUCUGAGCCUGCCGGCGACCGUGCAAGCAACCCCUGACAGGCUGGAGGUUUUUCGUGAUGAGGUCAGGCCGAAGUUACAGGAUGGAAGAUUUGAAGAAAACCCAAUUAAGGAGGAUUUAGAAAAGGAGACACAGGAGGAAAAUGAAGUAGUACAUCAGCAGGAGGAGGGCGUUAUUGAAACAGCAACAUUUUUAGACCACCCCAAAAGGAUGAGCAUAGAAGAAGUGGAAGCUGGGACAACCCCAUCACCCUCUCUUCCUUUGGCCAGGACUCGGGUCCAACCUUCUCUGGUGCCAUCUGAAACAAAGGACCAAGCUAAAAACAUGAGACAGACACUGUCACGGGACAGGCACCAUACUAAAACCGCUCUCCAGUUUCCUCCACCAUCCAAACAAAGAUAUUCAGGUAGACCAAAAUUAUCUGGUUCAUCAACAUCCUCAAUAAAUAGGAGACAGCCUACUACAUCCAUUUCCUCUGUGAGCUCUUCUCAAGUGCCAGAAUACAAAAACCCAGUUGGACAUGUAUCCUCUGUUCAAUCCUCUCACCCACUUGCAGUGGAAAAAGAAACUUUAAAGAGGAAGACAAUAGCCUCCCAAGAAUCCCAACCUGAUGAUCAAGGAUUUCUGACUGAAUCUGUCCAUGGACUCAAUAGGGAUUCUUUAGUAACCAACUUACCAGAAAGCACCACAGAGACAGAGAGUACCAAUGGAGACAAGUUUCCAAAACACAAAGAGACAAUAAAUAAGACUGUUCCACUAUACCAUCGCAUGUCACAUAGGGGUACAUUCCCUCGCAGACCUAAUAUUGGUCCAUUCCAAAACCGGACCAGCACCCCUCAGCACCCCUACAGGAGUCCGGUACGGAGACCCAUCCCGUCCAGAGUCAGCAGCACUGCUAGGAACAAAGUGGAACCUGGAAUCAUUAGCAGCAGGCAAAGUGUCCUAAAUCCCAACCAUAAACCAAUAUUUACAUGGCAGGGGAAAAAUGGAACAUUCAGCAGAUUUCCACCAAAGCAUCUUAGUCAAAUAAAACCAAGCAUUAAAAAUGACAACAGUUCCAAAGCUGGUGUCGCUGUAGACAAAAACGCAAGCAAAGAAUCAAAUAUUAUAUUCCCAGCAGAUAUCGAUGCAGAUGCUAAAUUUAAUCUGUCCUUGUCAACAGUUAAGGCUCCAUCCAAAAGCAUUGAUAGAAUACAACCUGUUAGUGGGGGUUCAGGAAACCCCACUGAUCACAUCUUGCCCAGAGUCACAAAAAGAGACAACAGCACUACUAGACAAACCAUUCCCCAUCACCAAAGGGUAUCUGGAGUCAUCAGUGGCAGGCAAAAUGCUUCAAAUCUGAACAUUAGGCCACUAUUAAUACUGAAAAGAAAAAAUAACACAGUCAUCAGACUUCCAUCAGAACUUCAUACUCAAGUAAACGUAAACUCAACCACCAUUCAUAGUCCACGGAAAGAGAGUAAGUAUGAAACAAGGCACAAAGACUCCAAAGAUGCAAGCAAAGAAUCUCAAAUUGGCUUGCCAACAGACACUGACACAAACCUAUUUUCUAACAGCACUAUGUCAACAGAGGAAGCUCCAGUGGGAACUAAUGAGACAUUACAAGCCAUUAGUGGAGGUUCAGAAAAUGCUAUUGAUCAUACAAACAAAGAACACAACCUGCAGAGAGUCACAACCAGAAAACACAAUUUGUCCAGAGAUCAUGAAAUACCACAGAUUGCAACCAGAGACCAUGACCUGCGCAGGGUCACAAACAGAGACAGCAACGCUACUAUACAAAUGCUUAUCAAUCAAAAAGUUGAAGAAAAAUCUGAAAUCACAGGCCACAGGGGAAAUGUCCCAAAUCAGAACGUUAGAUCAAAAUUUAUAGUAAGAAGAAAAGAUGGCACAUAUGUCAGACUUCACCCAAAACUUCAGACCCAAAUAAAACCAAACUCUACAAGUAUUCACAGUGGGUUAAAAGAUACAGACACCAAAGUUGUUAAAGGCACCAAAGAAUCAGUUACUCUCUCAACAGAUAAACAUACAGCUGAAAGUAAUAAACUUCAAAAUGUCGCUGGAGGUUCAGAAGUUGGCAAUGAUAACACUCUGCCCAAAGUCACAAACAGACACCAGGACUUGUCCAGAAUCACAAACAGAGACCACCACCAGCCCAGGGUCACAAACAGAGACCAGGACCUGCCCAGGGUCACAAACGGAGACCACCACCAGCCCAGGGUCACAAACAGAGACCAGGACCUGCCCAGGGUCACAAACAGAGACCACCACCAGCCCAGGGUCACAAACAGAGACCAGCACCUGCCCAGGGUCACAAACAGAGAUAACAGCACUACUAUGAAACAAGAUAUCAAGGAAUCCAAAGAAUCUACAGAAUUUACUGUUCCAGCUGUUGGUGUAGGUUCAGAAGAUGGAACAGAUAACAUCUCACUCAGAAUCACAAACAGGAACAAAAGCACUACUUUGCAAAUGGAACCUGAAUUCAACAAUCACAGUCAAAAUGGUCAAACUCCCAAUUUUACAAUGAGAAGGAAAAAUGGAACAGUCUUCAGACACACACUAAAAUCUGAAACAAAACCAAACCUUCAUGUUUACCCAAAACAGAGUAAAGAAAGCAGCACUACUAGACAUACCAUUCCUCAUAACACCUUAAAUCGCAACCCUAGACCAAACUUUACACAACAAAGGAAAAACGGAACAAUCAUCCGACUUCCACCAAAAGUUUUCCCUCAUCUGAGCCCAAACUCUCCCACAGUUCGUGAUGGCACAACAGGAAGUAAAAAAUCCACAGACGAUCGUAAACCUGGUUGGUCUACAGAAGUUCCUCUUUCAACAGAUAAGGCCACAAGACAAACAAAUACCACAUUUACAACUUCUGAGGUUUCAGAAGACAGCAUCAAUCACGUUGGAGUCCAGAAUGUCACAUCAAAGGGAUUCAUCAUAAUUUGGGUGGCACCAGAAGGAAGGUUCAAAAGCUUUGUGAUCAGGAUAAUAGAGGACAAUGAUGAAGAGGUAAAUGAGGGUGAUGGCAGCAACCAUAAAGAAGGGAAAGAGAGAAAAGAAGAAAGUGAAAUAACCGCUAAUGUUAUUGAGGUUGUGGGGAGGAACAGCAGCAUCGAUGGGGAUAGAAAGAUAUUCACCAAGUUGCUUCCAGGUUCUGCUCGCUCGUACCCUGUCACAGAUCUCACGGCUCAAACUGGCUACUCUGUGACCCUUUAUGGAACAGGCCCUGGAUUACGUUCCAAUGUUCACACCUUCAUCAUCACAACAGGUCCUGAGCCUCCCUCACACCUCUCCUUUAGUGACAUAACUGACACGUCACUCACUGUGUCAUGGAGACGACCAAAAAGCUCUGUGUCUAGGUUUAAGGUCACGUACAUACACACUAAAGAAGGAGAGCCAAUCUCAGUGACGGUGGACUCAUCAACCACCACUCUGUCUCUGACCAAGCUCUCCCCGGGAUCUACUUAUGAGGUCAGCGUCAUCUCUGUGCUCGGAUUGGACGAGAGCGACCCAGUCAAGGACUUCGUGAUUACACUGCCCGACCCACCAACCGACCUCAGGGCCAUAAACAUCACAGAUACCAAGGCACUGUUGCUAUGGAGACCUGCCCUGGCAACCGUCGACCAGUACAUCAUCACUUACCACUCUGAGGAAGCUCCUGGCUCAGAGUUAAGCGUCAGAGUGUCAGGUAACGCAGUGGAAGAGCAGCUUCAGGCUCUAAAGCCUUCCACUAAGUACAACGUCACCAUCAUCAGCCGGCUGGGAGAACAGAAAAGUUCCAGCACACACAGCACCUUCACUACGGCCAGCGGCUCUCCUGGAAAGGGGGAGGCACCUCGGGACCUGACAGCCAAACACGUAACUGCACGUACUGCUGUGUUGUCAUGGAAACCACCAGCUUCAGCUGUGACAAGCUACAAACUGACGUACUUCACCAAGGGUGGAGAGCGCAAGGAAGUGACCCUUAACCCUGGAGUUACUGAACAUAAGCUGAGUGGGUUGCGUCCCUCGUCUAUGUAUACAGCACUACUGCAGGGUGAGAGAGGCGGCGUCUACACCGCGGCCAUCUCCACCGAGUUCACUACAGGAACUCUGCGCUUCCCGUACCCCUCUGACUGCUCUCAGCAGCUGAUGAAUGGACAGACGGAGUCGGGUUUGGUGGAGAUUUUCCCCGGAGGGAAUCAGGGACAACCUGUCAUGGUUUACUGCGAUAUGGAGACGGACGGCGGAGGCUGGACGGUCUUCCAGAGACGAACUGAUGGGAAAACCAACUUCUUCAGAAACUGGCAGGCGUACAGGAAGGGCUUCGGAGAUCUGGAGGGAGAGUUCUGGCUUGGAAACGACUUCCUCCACAACCUCACUACAAUGACUCCCAUGAAUAUGAGGGUGGACUUGAGAUCAGGAGACGAGUCCGUCUAUGCACACUACUCCACGUUCUCCGUGGACACUAUGAAGAAGCACUACAUGAUGCGAGUGUCUGGAUAUUCGGGCACAGCCGGCGACUCUCUGAGGUACCACGAUAAACGGCCAUUCUCCACGUUCGACCGCGACCCUCAGCCCUUCAUCACACGCUGUGCCAUGUCAUACAGAGGGGGCUGGUGGUACAAAAACUGCCACGAGGCUAAUCUCAACGGCCUGUACAACACACACACCAACCAUCAGGGUGUGAUCUGGACCGCAUGGAAAGGGAAGAAAUUCUCCAUCCCGUUCACAGAGAUGAAACUCCGCCCAGCCUCCUUCAAAGCACACGGUCAGGGAUGAACAGAGUGAAAGAAAAAGAGGACGUCGGAGAAGAACAGCAGACACUCACACAUGUACAGACACACCUCACUUACUGAAAAUUGUGUAACCACAGUUUGAAAAUGUUCUAUGUGUAGUAAAUGUUCUACUACACACACACACACACACACACACACACACAUAGGGGAUGUUUAUUCAAUAUAUGAUAUUGUACAGUUUGUGGAUUGUCUGUUUAUCAUUUCCUGCCUGUAUCCUGUGUAUUUGUGGUAUGUAUGAAUAUUACGUGCUGUAGCUCUCACCUUGACUGUGUGUGUGUGUGUGUGUGUGUGUGUGUGUGUGUGUGUGUGUGUGUGUCAGAGAUAUACAGUGGAUCUAAAAAUAAAGUCUACACACUCCUGUUAAAAUGGCAAGAUUUUGUGAUGUAGAAAAAAUUAAACCAAGAUAAAUCACGUCAGAACCUUUCCUACCUUUAUUGUCUAAUUUUAUCCUAUUAAUUCAAAUGAAAAACAAUAAGAAUCAUUUUAGGGGGAAAAAAACAGAUUGCAUAAGUUUGCACACCCCGCACAUCCAGGUGAAGCCGUUCCUUUGUUGAUCUGGAGGUCUGCUUUGGGUCGUUGUCAUGCUGAAGGGUGAAACUCUUCAUCUGAAGUUUUUCAGCAGAAGACUUAAGGUCUUGCACCUGAACUGACUGGUAUUUGGAGCUGUUCAUUUUUCCCUCCACCCUGAUUAAAGCCCGACUUCCAGCUGAAGAAAAACAGCCCCAAAGUAUGAUGCUGCCACCACCGUGCUUCACCGUGGGGAUGGGGUUCUUUUAGUGAUGUGCUGUGGGUUUUUUGUGCCAAACAUAUCUUUUGGCAAAAAAGUUCAACUUUGAUCUCAUCAGACCAGAACACAUUAUUCCACAUGGUUUUUUUAGAUUGGAUGAUUUAUAUUAUUAAUUUAUUUAUGUUAAAGAAGGCUUCCAUCUUGCCCCCACCUACCCCAUCGCCCAGAGAUAUGAAGAAUUCAGGAGAUUGUUGUCACAUGUAUGGAUCAACCAGUACUUCACAGAAAUUGCUGCAGUUCUUUUAAUGUAGCUGUAGGCCUCUCUGUAGACUCCCUGACCAGUUUCUCCUGAUCUUCUCAUCAAGUUUAGAGGGACGUCCUACUCUUUGUAGUGUCACUGUCAUGCCAUAUUUUCUCCACUUGUUGAUUAUUAUCUUUACAGUGUUCCAUGGUAUAUCCAAUGCCUUUGAUUUUGGAACCCUCUCCUGAUUAAUAUUUUUCAACAGUGAGAUCCCAUACCUGCUUUGUAAGCUAUUUGUGGCCCAUGGCUUUUCCACUUGGAUGUUACCGAGAAGAUCCUACAGAAUAGAAUCCUGUAGGAACAGCUGGAUUUUAUUUAUGGAUAAUCAGUCACUUUAAUUGAUGGCAGGUGUACACUAAUUAGUAUUCAACAUGAGUUUGAAUGUGAUUGGUUGAUACUGAACACUGCCACCAAAAGGGCGUGUAGACUUAAGCAAGCUUUUCCCCCUAAAAUGAUUCUUAUUGUUUUUCAUUUUAAUUAACAGGUUAAAAUUUUACAGUAAAGCUAGAAAAGCUUCUGACAUGAUUUAUCUUGGUUUCAUUUUUAUUACAUCACAAAAACUUGCCAUUUUAACAGGAGUGUGUAGACUUUUUUUCUUUCUUUUUUUUUUUUUAGACCCACCGAACAUCUGUCUGUACUCUGCUUAUAUUUAUCUAUUCAGAAGUGUCUCUCAUGUUUGUGAGUCAAGUGUUCAGAUAAUCAGAUGCUGAACAGACUUAAAAUAAACAAAUUGGUGAAAGUAAA